GUUUGACGCCCACACAACUCCCAAUACACAAACCAGCCACCCCAUUAAUGCCAGACGCCACAACCACCACUCCAAACCACCACACAAUGGGCUCUCCCAGCCAGCAACAAUACCACCUCCCCGCAGGCGUCCACCCCAUCCCAGAACACGAGCUCGACCUCCGCCCGGACUCCUCGAUCGACCAUGCCCUCCUGCACCCCAGCCCCGUUACCGACGAGAAAAACGUCUGGUUCUUCUGGCACAGUGGCUACGCCAACAUGCACCCUUACACACAGCGCAACGUGCGUACCUGGUACCGACGCUUCUCCAAGGCCGGCUGGGCCAUCCGAGUCCUCGACCGCCAGCCGUCCUCCCCCCUCAACGUCGCCAACUACCUCGACAUCCACGACCCGAAGAACUUCCCCCGCGCCUUCGCAGACGGCACCAUCUCCGGCGACUACGCCAAGCAGCACACCUCCGACCUCGUCCGUCUCCCCCUCCUCCUCACCUACGGCGGCAUCUACGCCGACGUCGGCAUGAUCCAGAUCGGCGACGUGGAUCGCAUCUGGCGCGAGACCGUCGCCAACCCGGACUCGCGCUUCGACCUCCUCUCCUACAACUGCGGGGGCAUCGAUGAGCGCAGCCUCACGAAUUACUUCCUCAUGGCCAGGCCGAAUAACCCGCUUUUUGAACGGUCGCAUCGUCUGCUGCUGAAGCUGUGGGACGGGAAGACGAGUACCGAGGGCAUGCACGCGAGUCCGUUGUUGAAGGACCUGGAGCUGAUCAAGGGUAGUCCGGAUAUGGACGAGAAGGCGUGCAAGGAGUUGACCGACUAUAUUAUCCAGGGCCAGGCCAUGACGCUGGUCAUGGGGCUGGUCGACGAGGAGGAUAGCUGGGACGGGCCCCAAUACGUCGCGGACCAUAUCUACGGCAUCGAGUUCAUGGUCGGCUCGCAGCUUAUCAACCAGAUAACGAACUGGGAUGGAAAGAAGGCGUUCGAGCUGAUGUCUUUGUCGCUGCCUGCGGAGGGCGAGGCGGAGACGACGGACCAGAAACAGGCGCGUGAGAUUGUCGAGGCCUGUCUGUCGAAGAGCUUCGGGUUCAAGCUGGCCCAUGGCUAUAUCUUGAAGGUCAUGAGUGCGACGCUGGGGUCGCUGUGGAAGGAAACUGAAGGGUCGGAUAAUGUGCCCGGCACGUAUGCGCAUUGGCUGAGACAUGGGAUCGUCCACUGGGCUCAGGAUGAGCUUCCCCCGACGUUGCCGUUCACGGUGAUGCAGCCGUUGAAGAGAGGUCCUCUUCUGAGAGAGGAGUAGUUAUACCCUUUAUAGGAUAUUGUUAUGUUACCAUAGACUAGACUUAUAUCCAUUUCUAC
This is a messenger RNA of Aspergillus heteromorphus CBS 117.55, 1351 nucleotides long. RefSeq lists its product as uncharacterized. NCBI's taxonomy places the organism in Eukaryota, Fungi, Ascomycota, Eurotiomycetes, Eurotiales, Aspergillaceae. The transcript has a single exon. Gene Ontology annotation, molecular function: glycosyltransferase activity. The record is from RefSeq and is a predicted model, not a curated record. Bases 87 to 1292 code for a protein of 401 amino acids.